UAGUAAAGUAAAAUUAGGUUAAAAAGCACAUGUUAUUGUUGAAUAGUCGUUCAAGUUGUUUGAGUGAAAAUAAUUGGAAUUGUUAUUCUAAUAAUAAGAAUUAUAAGCUAAUAUAAGUUUUAUUUACGAUGGAUAAGACACAGAAAAAAAAGGGAUCAUAUCCAAGAAGAGUUCCCAUCUCUAAAAAAAGACUUUUAAAGUAUGAUAAAGGAACUGGAAUAAACUUGAAGGAAGAUACUACUAAGAUAAAAAGUAAAAUACACCGGGAGAAAUUUAAACUGAAAGAAAAAGCUAUAAAGCAUGCAAUCGAGGAUGCUGCUAGAACAGAAUUACUUUUAACUGAAGAUUAUGGUCAUUUAGAGGCUGAUCCUGGAGAUUCAACGCUUCAAUACAAGCAAUCAGAGAUUGCUGCUAAUGUCGAUAUAACAAGCGCUACUAAAUUCUUUAGACUAGAUUUAAAUUUUGGUCCGUAUUGUUUAAAAUACUUUAAAAAUGGUAGACAUUUAGUCUUAGGUGGAAAGAAAGGACAUGUAGCAGCAUUCGAUUGGGUUACUAAAAAACUUGCUUGUGAAAUGAACGUUAUGGAAUCUGUGCAUGAUGUAUCAUGGCUUCAUGUUGAGACAAUGUUUGCCACUGCGCAAAAAGAUUGGGUUUAUAUUUAUGACAAUCAAGGAAUAGAACUUCAUUGUUUAAAGAGAAUGAACGAUGUUAAUAAGUUAGAAUUUUUGCCGUAUCACUUUUUACUUGCCAGUGGUUCCAGAACUAGUUAUCUCUCAUGGUUGGAUGUUUCUAUAGGAAAACUCAUUUCUUGUUUUUCUACCACAUGUAAUAACAUAUCUGUUAUGACACAAAAUCCAGCUAAUGCGCUUAUAUGUAUUGGUGAUACUAAAGGAGUAGUAUCAAUGUGGUCUCCUAAUUCUAAACAACCGCUAGCAAAAAUGCUUUGUCAUAAAAACAAAAUUGAAGCUUGUGUCGUUCAUCCGUAUGGAACUUAUAUGACCACAAGUUGUUCAAAUAAAUAUAUGAAAGUUUGGGAUAUUCGUCAACUUGCAGGUCCUGUUCAUAAUUUGAUUCUUCGACAUCCAGCACAACAUUUAGCAUACAGUCAACGAGGUCUUUUAGCAGUUGCUAUGGGAAAUGUAGUAGAGGUUUAUAGAGAAUCCAUGAAUGAAAUAAAACCAUAUUUAAGACAUAGAUUAUCAUGGAAUGCGUCAAGUAUGGAGUUCUGUCCAUACGAAGAUGUUUUAGGUGUUGCAACAGCCAAAAAUUUUACAUCUGUCCUAGUUCCUGGAAGUGCAGAAGCUAAUUUUGAUGCUUUAGAAAUAAAUCCAUAUCAAACGAAGAAACAAAGACGCGAGGCAGAGGUUAAAGCACUUUUAGAUAAAAUUCAACCAGAACUAAUAUCAUUAGAUCCAACAGCUUUAGCAGAAGUAGAUGUUCCUAGAUUAAAAGAAAAAGUCGAAGCGAAGAAGAAACUUUUAUAUAUUAAGCCGAAGGAGAUAGAUUUUAAGCCACGUAAAACUAAAUCGAAAGGUAAAGGUGGAACUGCGAAAGUAAUUAAAACUAAAAAGAUUUUAAAACAAUUAAGUCGUAAAGAACACAUAGAAAUGCUCAAAGAUGUAUCUGAAGAAAUUUCUUUGAAAAAGAAGGAAGCUCCCAAGAAAAGUUAUGGUGUCUUAGAUAGGUUUGUAUCUAAGUGAAAAGUAACAAUACUAGUUAAAUUAUAAAUAUUUAAUCAGAUGAUGAUCUUAAUGCUACACAUAAAAAAAAAUGUUUUGAUA
This is a messenger RNA of Polistes canadensis, 1781 nucleotides long. Its product is annotated as WD repeat-containing protein 46. Gene Ontology annotation, biological process: maturation of SSU-rRNA from tricistronic rRNA transcript (SSU-rRNA, 5.8S rRNA, LSU-rRNA). The coding region runs from base 129 to 1700 and encodes 523 amino acids. Gene Ontology annotation, cellular component: nucleolus; small-subunit processome; 90S preribosome. Gene Ontology annotation, molecular function: protein binding. The record is from RefSeq and is a predicted model, not a curated record. NCBI's taxonomy places the organism in Eukaryota, Metazoa, Arthropoda, Insecta, Hymenoptera, Vespidae. The transcript is spliced from 6 exons.